Pomacea canaliculata is the source of this 3189-nucleotide messenger RNA. Its product is annotated as ribonucleoside-diphosphate reductase large subunit-like. The transcript is spliced from 19 exons. Gene Ontology annotation, molecular function: ATP binding; ribonucleoside-diphosphate reductase activity, thioredoxin disulfide as acceptor. Bases 114 to 2528 code for a protein of 804 amino acids. Gene Ontology annotation, cellular component: ribonucleoside-diphosphate reductase complex. Gene Ontology annotation, biological process: deoxyribonucleotide biosynthetic process; DNA replication. The record is from RefSeq and is a predicted model, not a curated record. NCBI's taxonomy places the organism in Eukaryota, Metazoa, Mollusca, Gastropoda, Architaenioglossa, Ampullariidae.
GAGGCUCAGCCCGUGAGCCAAUCCGUGCACGCCGUGGCAAUAAUCGCGCGGUUCUUCGAAGGCCUUCCAUCGUUCCAUUGUGGUAGCACAACUUUUGCGAUCACUGGGUGAAAAUGUUCGUGCAAAAGAGAGGUGGCCGUACUGAAUCGGUUCAUUUUGAUAAAAUCACUUCAAGAAUUGAAAAACUCUGCUAUGGUCUUCACAAAACUUUUGUUGAUCCAGCAGCAAUCACCUUGAAAGUCAUAAGUGGCUUGUAUCCUGGCGUCACCACUGUAGAACUAGACAACCUAGCAGCAGAAACAGCUGCAACAAUGACUACCAAGCACCCUGACUAUGCUAUUCUUGCUGCAAGAAUAGCAGUUUCCAACCUUCACAAAGAGACAAAAAAAGCCUUCAGUGAUGUAAUGACGGACUUGUACAACUGGAUCAAUCCAAAGACUGGCAAGCAUUCACCCAUGAUUUCCAAGGAAACUCAUGAAAUAAUCAUGCAGCAUGCUGAGGUUCUUAAUUCCGCUAUUGUCUAUGACCGUGACUAUGGUUACAAUUAUUUUGGAUUCAAGACACUAGAGCGGUCAUACCUGCUGAAGAUUAAUGGGAAAGUGGCAGAAAGGCCACAGCACAUGUUGAUGAGAGUGGCCGUUGGAAUCCAUGGCAAUGACAUUGACAGUGCCAUUGAGACCUACAAUCUCAUGUCUGGAAAGUGGUUCACACAUGCCUCUCCAACUCUUUUUAAUGCUGGUACUUGUAGACCACAGCUGUCCAGCUGUUUUUUGUUGGCUAUGGCAUCAGACAGCAUUGAAGGUAUAUAUGACACUCUUAAGCAGUGCGCACUUAUCUCCAAAAAUGCUGGUGGUGUUGGCCUCAGUGUUCACAACAUUCGAGCGACAGGCAGUCACAUAGCUGGCACAAAUGGAACAUCAAAUGGCCUGAUUCCUAUGCUGCGUGUGUAUAACACUACAGCUCAUUAUGUUGACCAAGGAGGGAACAAGAGACCUGGAGCAUUUGCCAUCUAUCUGGAACCUUGGCAUGCAGACAUCUUUGAAUUCUUGGACUUGAAAAAGAACACAGGUAAAGAGGAGAUCAGAGCCAGAGACCUCUUCUAUGCACUGUGGAUACCUGACCUGUUCAUGAAGCGUGUUGAGCAGAAUGGAGACUGGACCUUGAUGUGUCCCAGUGAAUGCCCAGGCCUUUCUGACACAUGGGGCAACGAAUUUGAGACGCUUUAUGAAAAGUAUGAGCAGAAGGGAAUGGGGAGAAAGACAGUGAAAGCACAAGCUCUCUGGUAUGCCAUCAUAGAAUCACAGACUGAGACAGGCACACCCUAUAUGCUGUACAAAGACAGCUGUAACCGAAAGUCCAACCAGCAGAACCUGGGCACCAUCAAAUGCAGUAAUCUGUGUACAGAGAUUGUAGAAUACACCAGUGCAGAUGAGGUAGCAGUGUGCAAUCUGGCGUCAGUUGCACUAAACAUGUUUGUAAAACCAGACCACACAUUUGACUUUGUCAAGUUCCAUGAGGUGCUGAAGGUGAUGGUGCACAACCUAAACAAGAUAAUUGAUAUCAACUAUUACCCUCUUGAAGAGGCAAAACGCUCCAACUUGCGACACCGCCCCAUAGGGCUUGGUGUUCAGGGUCUGGCAGAUGCUUUCAUUCUGAUGCGCUACCCCUAUGACAGUCCUGAGGCACAACAGCUCAACAAGGAAAUAUUUGAAAACAUGUAUUAUGCAGCCCUUGAUGCAAGCUGUGAGCUUGCAGAAAAAUUUGGUCCGUAUGAAACAUAUGCAGGCUCACCAGUCAGUAAAGGAAUUCUGCAGUUUGACAUGUGGGAUGUGAAGCCAUCCACAAGCUUAGACUGGGAUGCCCUCAGAGCCAGAAUUGCCAAAUAUGGUGUACGCAACAGCCUGCUAAUGGCUCCCAUGCCCACAGCUUCAACUGCUCAGAUCCUUGGCAACAACGAGUCCAUUGAAGUGUACACUUCAAACAUAUACACUCGUCGUGUCUUGUCUGGAGAGUUUCAGAUUGUCAACCACCACUUGCUGAAAGAUUUGACAGAGCUUGGGCUGUGGAAUGAUGAGAUGAAAAACCAGCUCAUUGCACAAGGUGGAUCCAUCCAGAACAUAGAAAGUAUUCCUGAUGAACUGAAGCAGCUGUACAAGACAGUGUGGGAAGUUUCUCAGAAAACCGUCAUCAAAAUGGCAGCUGACCGUGGAGCUUUCAUUGACCAGAGUCAGUCUCUGAACAUCCACAUAGCUGAGCCCAACUAUGGCAAAUUAUCCAGCAUGCAUUUUUAUGCUUGGAAAAUGGGCCUGAAGACUGGCAUGUACUAUUUGCGCACAAAGCCAGCUGCCCAGGCCAUUCAGUUCACUGUAGACAAGACCAAGCUUCGAUCAUCUGUGCUGUCUCCUGCCAGUGCUGGAAAUCGUGUGGUCAAUGGGGAUGCCAAUAUUCCAACAGAGCAGGAAAAAAACAUGGUGGCAAUGGUGUGCUCAUUGAAGAAUAGAGAUGAGUGUCUCAUGUGUGGAUCAUAGAUAUAAGAAGUUAAAUCCAGGGAUGUGCGUUCGUGGAACAGGCAGAUUUCUUCUCAGAAAAGAUCUUACACUACGUGUCAUGUGUCAUGUAGACCUUAAUAUUUAAUGUUAGUGCUGCCUUUCCACAGAUUGCAAGAUGUACAUAAAAUCAUGCUGGACAAGUCCACAAACUGAUGACACUACUCCUGCCUUACUUGACCUCAACACUUUCUCACUUUUUUUUUUUUUUUUUUUUUUUUUUUUUUUGUAGGUUGGUGUUGAUUUUUUUGGUCCAACGGGCUUUCCUAUGUCAUCAAAUGUCAUUUUUCAGUACAGUUUUGAAUUAAAACGCUAUGUAUAAAAUGCUGCUAUAAUAAAUAAAGGUUGCUGUAUCCUUUAGCUGCUUUUAUCUUAUCUCUUUCCUUUCUAUGGAAAAUAGAUACAAGUUAGCACAUAUGUUAGUAACUGUAAUGAUGUGACUGUCGGAGACUACAUCUAGCAUUUUUGUUCUGUGAUUAAUAUUUACAUCUGAAUUGUUUAUACGUGAAUCUCAUUGUAGUACAAUAGAAGUCAUAAUUAUGAAGAGGACAAAAUAAGUCCGCAUAGUUCUGUCAAGAAUGAAUAGUUCUGUCAAGAAUGAUUAAAGCUUGAGAAUAAAGAAUAUAUCUCAAAAGUGUUAAAA